UCAAUCGCAGGCCUUCGUGGUAUCAGACCGCCGCCAAGCUCGCAGCUACAUUGCGAAACUGCCCAGCACCGGAGGCCCAUGAGCUGUGGCAAACCCGAGGAACGACCAUGAAUACGGCACAGCAGUGACACAACUACCGGGAACUCACUGACAAUCGAAAGGACAAUCAGAGGCUCCUCAACUGGUAUCAGCUCGAGAACCGGAGAGAUUUUCGAGAACGUGGCAGCCACCUCGAGUCAUAGACAGUUCGGGAAGAGGCAAGGACUUCGCAACACCUGAGCCUCUUUGCUGGCCCUCUUCUCGACGCCGUCGGCCGCCAUGUCUGCGUGCCUAUCGCUCAAGGGCUCCAAGGCAUGCUCUGCCUUCCAGUCGGCCGCCGUGUCCACCACGGACAACCAUGUCGUGGGGCUGUUUCCCUUUCUUCAGUUUGCGUCCAACGUAGACAUGCUUGACGCGCUUCUAACGUCCUACGUACAGACCGAUUACGUCCGGGAAAAGUACUCGACUCUCCUUGGCUGCACAAGCAUCGACUACACCAACACAAGUGACCUCUAUGCACGCUUCACGACUACAGUAAUCUGUAAUGCUAUUAUCCAGAAUUCCAUUCGACCCUGCAACCUCGCGGCGGCAGACUCUCGACCUGUCUGCGCCGAGACAUGCGCACAAUUUGCACAAGCCGAGGCUUAUGUCCUGGCGGACAGCUCAGUCUGCCCCAAUCCCGGUAGCAAUGCGCAGUCGCAGAUCCGGGCGGAUUUCACGAACUGCGCCCUGCCUGACAAGUCGUUAUCGAGUCGAGACUGCAUUCCGGGCAUCACAAACGAGCCCGAGAACUGCGGUUAUGGCAACAGCACUAUAGGGCUCUGUUCCUACUGCGCCGCGGGCGGAAUCAACUCGACCGAUACCUGCUGCUAUAGCGCCGAUGCCGAAACCCGCUGUGCCGGCGUCGUCCUCCCGAGUAUCACACCCAUCAAUCUCCCGACAGUCACAGCAACGGCAACGCCAACUUCAACUCCUAAUGAGGACCAGGCAGGUGGCGGUGGCGGCCUAUCCGGAGGGCAAAUUGCGGGCAUAGUUGUUGGGUCUCUUCUGGGCGCAGCGCUCUUGGCUGCCAUUAUAUUUGGCUUGCUUGUCUACAGGAGGAGGCGGGGUGGCAGCCAGAAGGGCAGCAUUUUCAACCAGCCGUCGCCCGCUCGCCAGGGCCCGCCGUCGCAGAUGGGGAGGACUGGCACGUCCGCUGGUUUUGAGGUGCUUCCUGGUGGAAGGAUUGCCCGAAUGUCGGCUCUCGAGGGCCAUUCCGGCGAGUCGCCGUCGCGUCACACGGCCCGCGAUACGCCUCGGUCUGUGCCAGGGACCGCAGGAGGGUAUCGUACUAGCAGCAGGAGGAGAGUUGAUGACCAUUCAUCGUCGGAUGGAUUCGGUGACAGUCCGGCAUCUGACCGUGCCGCCGUUGGCGUUCUCCGACCGCCGCCGACAAUGCUGAAGCGAAACGGGUCUCUUUCCAGCAAUUCGGUCCUGGCGGGUGAGGAUGUGCAGUCGCCGAGUUCCGGAGCCUUGUCGUCGCCGCAGGGAGUAUCGAGUAGCCAACAGUCUGAGCAACUUCCCUUCUUCAAAGACUACUAUUCUCAAGACGACAUCCACCCCGGAGACCGGGUUGCCGUUCUCUGGGCGUACCAGCCACGGGCGGCGGACGAGUUCCUGCUGGAUCGGGGCGACAUGAUCAAGGUGGUGGGCAUAUGGGACGACGGCUGGGCGACGGGUGUCAUGGUGGACGAGCGGGCGGAGCAGUGGGAGGCGCGCCGCCAAGCUCAAAGAGACAGCGGGGUGUCGAACACAUCGGGGCGAGCGCGCGACGACUCGCCGCCCGUCAGCGGCGAAAUCAAGGCAUUCCCGCUGGUGUGCGUCUGCCUUCCGGAGCACUGGAAGAGGACGAUCGACGGCGACGGCUCGACCGACACGUCCAGCGCGAAUCCGUACAUGACGACGCAACCCUGAGCGCGCUUGCGUAUGAUGACGAACGCAUUUUCUCUCGACUAGACUUCCAAUGAUGCUCGAUGAACGCUUCGCUGGUUCUUUUUUGUUGCGGCAUUGUCUACGGCGUUUUUGGGAUCACGAUAUUACCUGGCUUUCUGCCCCUGGCGGUUUCUUGAUAUUAGCGAUCUCUGGAGCUGGGAGAUUCCACGAACCUCCGGCUACCGGUAGAGGCGGCUGUUUUCCU
Molecule: messenger RNA, 2215 nt
Organism: Parathielavia appendiculata
Lineage: Eukaryota; Fungi; Ascomycota; Sordariomycetes; Sordariales; Chaetomiaceae
Exons: 4
Coding region: 319-1992 (557 amino acids)
Molecular function (GO): protein binding
Source: RefSeq, a predicted model, not a curated record